Molecule: messenger RNA, 816 nt
Organism: Darwinula stevensoni
Lineage: Eukaryota; Metazoa; Arthropoda; Ostracoda; Podocopida; Darwinulidae
Source: the annotation of a GenBank genome assembly
AUGUCCAGGAAUGACCAGAUUUGGCUUCUCUUGCCAAAUCUUGCCGCCUUCAGCCCGUUCCCAUCUUUUCCAGAUGGGAAGUCCUCCGAGAGAUCUUCUGGAGAGGUGGAAUCUCCCAACAGCCAAUUGGACUUGAAGAACAAGAAGCAACGCAAGGCUCGAACUGCCUUCACGGAUCAUCAGCUUCAAACCCUGGAGAAAAGCUUCGAGAGACAAAAGUACUUGAGCGUCCAGGACCGAAUGGAACUCGCUGCUUCCCUCAACCUCACUGACACCCAGGUCAAAACCUGGUAUCAGAACCGCAGGACGAAAUGGAAGAGGCAGACGGCGGUUGGACUGGAACUGCUGGCAGAAGCAGGGAAUUACGCGGCGGUGCAGAGACUGUACGGGGCGGCAGCAGCCGCAGCUGCCACCACCCCCUACGCCGCCUGGCCGUAUUCUAGUCCUCACCCGAUGACGAGCCCAGCGGUGAGCCUCUCUGCCAUGGACCUGUACCUGCGGCAAACGGCGGCGGCAGGGGUGCUCAAGAAGCCUCUUCCGUAUCGCUUGUACCCUCCUCCGUUCAGCCUUGGGUUCGGUCCGCUCCUGAGCCCGGGUGUGGGAUCCUCCAGUCCUCCCACUCUGAACCCGAUGGCGACGACGAUUCCGACUGCUCCGGGCCCGAGACCCCAUCCCGAAUCCCCAUCCAGUCCCAACCCGAAAGUGUCCCCAAGUGCUCCCAAUUCCUCCUCUGCUAGUCCUGUGAAUCUCAGCGCGCUUACUGCUUCGGCUGCACUCUCUUCUAUGAUCAGAUCUGAAUCCACCAGUCGAGUGUGA